Messenger RNA from Plenodomus lingam JN3, 606 nucleotides. RefSeq lists its product as uncharacterized. Lineage: Eukaryota; Fungi; Ascomycota; Dothideomycetes; Pleosporales; Leptosphaeriaceae. The record is from RefSeq and is a predicted model, not a curated record.
AUGCGCAUCUUCGCAACAAGCGACAUCAUCGCUUCGCCUGCGCGUUCACAUGCAUAUGAUGAUCCUUCUUUUGACAGGAAUGAAGGGGUCAUCGAAGCCAAUGCGCCACUCAUGGUGCACACUUCACCCUCUAGCAUCUGUCGAUGCUCACUGACAUCUCUGGAAACCGCACCGUGCAGGCAGAGUCACACUGUGUCUGACAAGAAGCGCCACAAGGGGCAUCCGCCACAAGGCAGAUCCCGAGAUCUACCAUGCAUUGCAAACCGCAAUGGCCUACUAAGCCCACUUGCACCAACAAUCAAAUCAAACUGUCCCACAACCGCCUCAAAGUGCCACUCUGCUGCCUUACAUUUCGCAACGGCUCCCGUGUCACUAUCCCCCGCGAAGCAGUCGACUAUCCAGAUCACCAAGUGGUCACAAUACCUCCCAAGGCUUAAACCCAAAAGCAAAACCCCGCAAAAUCUCACCUCAGGAAGGGGCGUUGCCCGCGCCUUGGAUUGGCCCCCAACUAUCUGCAGCGUUGCAGCGUCACGAGACCACAAUUGUGACUCCAGUUCCCGGGUUCCCGUUUUUGCUGACCGUUCAUGUUUGGGGCGUGUGGGAUAG